AUGUAUUAUCAAAAAAGUGGCUACACUGGUUCUGAGAUUGUUAGGCUACUUGCAAAUCAUCCCCAUUUCAGUGUCACUCUCUUGACUGCUGAUAGAAAAGCUGGCCACUCUAUGGAUACCGUCUUCCCUCACCUCACAGCUCAAGAAAUCAUCAAGGGACUACACACAUCAUUAAAAAUUGUUGAUCUUUUCGCGGACUUUCGGUUGCGUGAUAUCUCAGAGUAUGAAGAGUGGUAUGGUCAGCCACACAAGGCAGUAGAGUUACAUAAAGAAGUUGGGUAUGGUCUAAUAGAGUUACUAAGGGAGGACAUAAAAAAGGCACGCUUUGUAGCUAACCCAAGAUGUUACCCGACUUCUAUUCAACCUCCUCUCGUUCCUUUGCUAAAGGAAAAUCUUAUCAAACAUGAAAACAUAAUAAUCAAUGCAAAGUCUGGUGUUAGUGGAGCAGGUCAUGGUGCAAAGGAGGCGAAUCUUUACUCUGAAAUCGCUGAAUACAUUUUUUCUUAUGGUGUCACAUGGCAUCGCCAUGUUCCUGAAAUUGAACAAGGUUUAUCUGAUGCUGCACAAUCAAAAGUAACAGUUAGUUUUACCCCACAUCUCAUGCCAAUGAUCCGCGGAAUGCAAGCCACUAUAUAUGUGGAAAUGGCUCCCAGGGUUAGAACUGAAGCCUUGUACCAACAAUUAAGAACAUCUUAUGAGAUUGAUAAUCUGGUGAAAGGGGCUUCGGGACAGGCGUUGCAGAAUCUCAACAUCAUGUUGGGAUAUCCAGAAACAACCGGACUCCUACACCAGCCGAUGUUCCCCUGA
Messenger RNA from Eruca vesicaria subsp. sativa (arugula), 807 nucleotides. NCBI's taxonomy places the organism in Eukaryota, Viridiplantae, Streptophyta, Magnoliopsida, Brassicales, Brassicaceae. The record is from the annotation of a GenBank genome assembly.